UGGCCCAAUCUACUUGCUUUAAUUUCUUGAGCCUACCUUAUCUGGCUUCUUCGAAAUUCCCCCCAACUUCCUAGUUUAGUAUAUCUAUUUGCUUCACUCGCAACAGAAUUGAAAAUCUUGGUCAAUCAUACACUUUCAAAGUUGCCAACACUGAAGCCUUGAUUCGAAACUCUCGAGAAUCAAUUAUCUACUUCCUCAAGCCCAACCUCAACUCCUCAACUUCUUCACAACCAUGGCAGACCAAAUUCAAGAGUUUAUGGAGAUUCCAAGAGACUUCAUCAAAGAUGGUACUCAAUUUGUCAAUAAAUGCACCAAGCCUGAUCGUCGCGAAUUCCUCAACAUCGCUCGAGCUGUAGCCAUGGGAUUUCUUAUUAUGGGAGCUGUCGGAUAUAUCGUGAAAUUGAUCCAUAUACCACUCAACAACAUAUUGGUCGGUGGCGCAUAGUUUGGGGAUGGACAAUGGACGAUAGUUUCUGCACUACGGUGACUUGGUCGUUCGUGGGAAAGGGGAGAAUUGAACCGGCACCGAACAAGGGCGAGAUGGACGAGAUGUUGGGCGUAUAAAUGGAUGGAGUUUCUCUCAAAAUCUAAGGAUGUAUUAUAUUUGGCCUUGGUGGCAGUUAUUGUUCCUGGCAUUGCUUGCGCCUGGAACAAAUGGUCCUGCAUUUCCAAAGUUGAAUGGGACUAUAUUAAAUGAUAUCCGGCACAUUGUCAAAACAGCCACCG
Messenger RNA from Botrytis byssoidea, 726 nucleotides. RefSeq lists its product as uncharacterized. The transcript is spliced from 2 exons. NCBI's taxonomy places the organism in Eukaryota, Fungi, Ascomycota, Leotiomycetes, Helotiales, Sclerotiniaceae. The record is from RefSeq and is a predicted model, not a curated record. Gene Ontology annotation, biological process: post-translational protein targeting to membrane, translocation; protein targeting. Gene Ontology annotation, molecular function: transmembrane protein transporter activity. The coding region runs from base 233 to 445 and encodes 70 amino acids. Gene Ontology annotation, cellular component: Ssh1 translocon complex; membrane.